This is a messenger RNA of Medicago truncatula (barrel medic), 1576 nucleotides long. RefSeq names its product transcription elongation factor TFIIS. The coding region runs from base 200 to 1309 and encodes 369 amino acids. NCBI's taxonomy places the organism in Eukaryota, Viridiplantae, Streptophyta, Magnoliopsida, Fabales, Fabaceae. Gene Ontology annotation, biological process: transcription elongation by RNA polymerase II; DNA-templated transcription. The record is from RefSeq and is a predicted model, not a curated record. Gene Ontology annotation, molecular function: nucleic acid binding; zinc ion binding. Gene Ontology annotation, cellular component: nucleus. The transcript has 3 exons.
AAAGUUCGAUAUACCUAGUUUCACACACAACACAACAAACAUCUCCAACCGUCUGAUCCAGUUAACACACAAUGAUCCUCCGUUGUUUAUAUGUAUCAUCUCUUUCUACCUUCUCUCCUUUUCUUUUGUUUCUCGUCACUACCAACGACACCGCAGCCGCAGAACACAACAAGCACCAUUCUCAAAGUGGUUGGGUUCGAUGGAGAAGGAGAAAGAGAAAGAGUUGGUCGAAUUGUACGAAGCCGCGAAGAAAGCGGCGGAUGCUUCCACCUCCACCGAUAAUAGUCCCAGCGAAGAAACCCGAUGCCUCGAUGCGCUUGAACAGCUCAAGAAUUUUCCGGUCAAUUACAAAAUUCUCGUCAAUACCCAGGUGGGAAAACAUCUUAAAACUCUCACCAAGCAUCCCAGGGAGAACAUUCGGGCUUUUGCUGUUGACUUAAUUGCGAUAUGGAAAGACGUAAUUAUCAAGGAAACAAGUAAAAAUAAGAAUGGGGCCUCUGAUUCUAAGGUUGAGUCAACGAAUGGGGAGAGAGCUAAAGCUGGCAAAUUGCAAAAGAGUCCUUCAGUGAAGGUUGAGAAAGGUGAAAGUGCCAAGGUGGAGAAAGUUAAUGGGAAUGGUUCAUCAAAGCUGAGCUCUGGAAAUGUAAAGGCACAAAAUGUGGAUGUUAAAAUUGAGAAAACUGAUCGUACCUCCAACAUCAAAGCGAAGGAGGAAAAACCAGUAUCUGCGGCAAAGAAAAUUUCAUCCAGCGCUGCUGCUCCACCAAAGCUGAAGACUAUGAUCAAAUCUAACGAUUCAGCGCGAGACAAAAUAAGGGAACUUCUCCGAGAUGCUUUAGCGAAGGUCUUUGAAGAGGCAGAUGAAGAUAUGAUGGAUGAAGUGAAUGCAUGUGACCCUAUUCGUGUGGCAGUGACAGUGGAGUCCGUAUUAUUUGAAAACUGGGGUCCUUCAAAUGGAGCCCAAAAGGUCAAGUAUAGGUCCUUAAUGUUUAAUCUUAAGGAUCAGAAGAACCCAGAUUUCCGGAGAAAAGUUCUGCUUGGUACUGUUGAGCCACAGCGGCUGGCCGUCAUGAGCUCAGCAGAAAUGGCUAGUGAGCAAAGGAAGCAAGAGAAUGAGAAAAUCGAGCAGAAAGCUUUGUUCGACUGUGAGCGCGGACUUCAACCAAAAGCUACUACUGAUCAAUUUAAGUGUGGUCGGUGUGGACAAAGGAAAACCACCUAUUACCAAAUGCAAACUCGCAGUGCUGACGAACCUAUGACAACCUAUGUCACUUGUGUUAACUGCAACAACCGUUGGAAGUUUUGUUAGUGCUGUGGUGAUUGGUGACUCUCACAAGAGCUGUUAUCAGUCGUUACUGAUAUAUAGUGUAUGAACGUGUGAUGUCAUUGCGGUUCCACACCGCUCUACUGUAGCACCAGAAUUUUUCUGUUCAGACUGUUACAUUUAGAAACUGUUUAGGACUAAAUGUACUUUUUAUUCUUUUAGCUUAGAGUUUUAGCGUUUCUGUAGUUUGUUGUUAUGUUACAAUUUAUUUAUCUUUUUAUAAAAUUGCACCAAUGUUUUUUUCUCAGGUUU